Molecule: messenger RNA, 1260 nt
Organism: Rhagoletis zephyria (snowberry fruit fly)
Lineage: Eukaryota; Metazoa; Arthropoda; Insecta; Diptera; Tephritidae
Product: kinesin-like protein Nod
Biological process (GO): microtubule-based movement; mitotic spindle organization; spindle elongation
Cellular component (GO): microtubule associated complex
Molecular function (GO): ATP binding; microtubule motor activity; microtubule binding
Source: RefSeq, a predicted model, not a curated record
UUGGUUCAUGCCUGGCAGCACUGCUUCGCCUUGGAAUUCGUCUUGUUCGCCGCAAUGGUUUGAAAAAUUGAAACUACAAGCGUCGUUUGUGCGGGUUCUGUUUGUGUAUAAUAAUAGUCCAUAAAAUAAAUAUAGCUUUCCAAAGUUUUGCAAAGGAAGUUAAAUCCUGCCAAUUUGCACUAGUCUCUGCAGGAAAGCGUCACAAUUGAUAUGUCACAUGAGGUUGAUCAAAAUAAUACCCCUGCUGUCCGGGUGAUUGUGCGCGAAAGGCCCGCUCGAGAUUUGCAAGAUCCGAAAGAGGGGGAAACAAGUGUGAUUUCCUACCACGAAUGCAGUGCUAAUAUAUUAAUAGCAGAUGGCAGGCCUUUUAUUUUCGAUAAUUUGUUGGUCCCAACGGCUACUCAGGAAGAAUUAUUUCUCCAUGUCCGUCCCCUGGUUGGCAAGGUAAAAAAUGGGUAUAAUUGUACUGCUUUAGCAUAUGGACAAACAGGAACUGGAAAAUCUUAUUCGAUGGGACUCAGCUCAAACUCUUCCGAAGGUGAGCACGUAGGAAUUAUACCUAGGUGUUUGUUGGAGAUAUUGAAGACAAAUGUGAAUGAAGAUGUUUCCAGAGCAGACAAUAGUUUAAUUCCAGAAAUCGCAUUCGAAGUGCAUGCGUCUUUUAUUGAAAUUUAUAACGAAAAGGUUUUUGAUUUGCUGGGCGAAAACACUGCGGAACCAAUUAUAUCGCGCGGAUACAAAUAUACUGGUGGCACCCGAAAAGUUCUAAAAACAAUCGACGAUUGCUAUAGUGUUCUCCAACAAGGCAAUAAAAAUCGGCAUGUGAGACCUACUAAAAUGAAUACCCAAAGUUCACGAUCACAUGCGAUUUUUACGAUCCAUGUACGCAGUGCGUCAGAAAAGGGCGAUCUUAACACUAGAUUGAACUUAGUCGAUUUAGCAGGUUCGGAGGGAGUGCGUAGAACGGGCCAUCAAGGUGUUGCUAUGUCAGAAGGUGUUAACAUUAAUCAAGGCCUUCUAUCAAUCGGUAAGGUCUUACAAGCAAAGGCGCUCGGUCAUAAAGUAAUCCCUUAUCGAGACAGUGUUUUAACUUCAGUUUUGCAAGAUUCACUUAACGAAAACUCUUUUCUAACAUUACUGGCUUGCAUUAGUCCACACCGAGCUGAUUUGACAGAAACUUUGUCAACACUCCGAUUUGCACAAAGUGUGAAGCAAUUAAAACAUUCGCCGCACAUUAACUUAAUAAAGGCAGAAUCAAAG